CUCAUCGCUAAUAUUGCUCACUUCACAGUCGUGACCAGAAGAACGAGCCGAGCUAACGUAUCGGAAACGUUAUAAUACCAGUGCAGUCAAAGAGGCCAACGGCUGUCGACCAAGGAAAAGCGAAAAUACCAGUAUAGCUAUAUUGAUACCCGUUUAUCAACUAUAAAAGUAAUAUUGUCAGUUGAUGUAAAGCUAGCUGGGGUAGAUCGCCGUACACUACAGCUAAUUGCUAUAUGCUAGUUAGCAUCACGUAGCUAGCCUUUGCUCUAUCUUCGACAACCGGUCCCUACGCACUAGCAGAAUGGCCUUAAAACGAAUUCACAAGGAGCUGAACGACCUGGGCAGGGACCCUCCUGCACAGUGUUCUGCUGGCCCGGUUGGAGACGACAUGUUUCAUUGGCAAGCUACAAUUAUGGGGCCUAAUGACAGCCCAUACCAAGGUGGUGUUUUUUUCCUGACUAUUCAUUUCCCCACAGACUACCCCUUCAAACCACCUAAGCUUGCGUUCACCACAAGAAUUUACCACCCAAAUAUUAACAGUAAUGGCAGCAUCUGCCUGGAUAUUUUGAGAUCACAGUGGUCUCCAGCAUUAACUAUCUCUAAAGUACUUUUGUCCAUUUGUUCACUCUUAUGUGACCCCAACCCUGACGACCCGUUAGUGCCAGAGAUCGCCCGUAUCUACAAAACAGAUACAGAAAAGUAUAAUAGACUAGCGAGAGAAUGGACAGAAAAGUACGCUAUGCUUUAGGGUACAACAGAAUAGCUCGGGAAUGGACUCAGAAGUACGCCAUGUGAUAAUCGGUCAUGGUCGUAUCAACUUGCAUUAUAGCUGGGAAAAAACUAUAAAUUACUGUUUUUUUGCCCAUUCGGCCGCAACCCCUUACCAUCAGCAAAUAACAGUAAUUGAUUUUGUUUUGCCCCCUAAAUGUAUUCACAUCCUCUUAACAAGGACAAAUGUCUCCAAUACCCCUUUUUUUCUUUACAAAAGAUGCCAAUUGCUCUGAACUCUCAGUGAAGCAUGUGUCUGUAUAAAGCCAACCACAGCCACUUUGUGAAGAGCUCUUGAUUGCUCUGAAUUCACGCAGGAGGUGCCAACUAAAAAUAAAGAUUCUCAAUGCCACCAUUUCUGUAUUGAGGAGAUCAACAUGGUUCAAUCACACUUUUGUAUGCUUUUCCAAUAGCAUUAGAGAACUGAUGUCUGUGAAUAUUAUACACUUAAUCUUAAAGUUAAGAUUCACACAUUUUGAAUGUUUUAUCGUUUUUGUUCUAUCGAUUCCCAGGUCAUUCCAUGUGUAUCUGAGCUACCGUUCAAGCAGGCAGAAAUGCAACCGGUGCAAAACUUGUCAUGCCGGCCUGCUUGAACGGCGAUAACUCAUAUACACAUGGAAUGACGCAGGAAUCAAUAGAACAUCAGAGAUGCACAAAAACUUUAACAUUCAAAAUGGGUGAAUCUUAACUUUAACUGGAGAAUUGCUGAAGAUAUAUGCAGUAAAUAAGAAAUAUUUUAUGCAUGUUAAUAAGAAAUUGGUUUAUGUGCUGCUGAGAAUGGAUUGAGAGCAAACGUGUUCACUUUGAUAUUUUGUUACUUUUUGUUUUUAGAACGUGGAGCCAUUAGUUAAUCAUCAUCCAUAACACUGUUCUCUUUUGCACUGAAUACGUUAUUCAAAGUUCUCAAUGGCUGAUCAACUAAUAGCUCUGCUAUUUAAUGGUUACUUUUUUUUCUCUCAAUAAAGUUGAACAAAUAACUCCG
Salvelinus sp. IW2-2015 is the source of this 1750-nucleotide messenger RNA. Its product is annotated as ubiquitin-conjugating enzyme E2 D2. Gene Ontology annotation, cellular component: nucleus. Lineage: Eukaryota; Metazoa; Chordata; Actinopteri; Salmoniformes; Salmonidae. Gene Ontology annotation, molecular function: ubiquitin conjugating enzyme activity. Gene Ontology annotation, biological process: protein polyubiquitination. The record is from RefSeq and is a predicted model, not a curated record.